This is a messenger RNA of Cheilinus undulatus (humphead wrasse), 3584 nucleotides long. Its product is annotated as copine-8. The transcript has 20 exons. The coding region runs from base 47 to 1741 and encodes 564 amino acids. Gene Ontology annotation, cellular component: plasma membrane. Gene Ontology annotation, molecular function: calcium-dependent phospholipid binding. Lineage: Eukaryota; Metazoa; Chordata; Actinopteri; Labriformes; Labridae. Gene Ontology annotation, biological process: cellular response to calcium ion. The record is from RefSeq and is a predicted model, not a curated record.
AGGAGGCUGGACCUCAGGAACACGGGGAAAACACUCCGUAAACAGGAUGAACAACACUUUUCUGAACAUGGCGACGAUAGGAGACUUCGACCCGCUCAACGCGUCCAUUCCUGCCACUAAAGUUGAAAUCACGGUGUCCUGCAGAAACCUGCUGGACAGAGACACCUUCUCCAAAUCAGACCCAAUUUGUGUUCUCUACACGCAAGGCAUGGGCAACAAGGAGUGGAGAGAGUUUGGAAGAACAGAAGUGAUCGACAACACGCUAAACCCGGACUUUGUGCGGAAAUUCAUUUUGGACUACUUCUUUGAGGAGCGGCAGAACCUUCGGUUUGAUUUGUAUGAUGUUGAUUCAAAGAGUGCCAACCUGUCCAAACAUGAUUUUCUAGGCCAGGCCUACUGUACUCUGGGAGAGGUGGUCGGAUCCCUGGGCAGUCGCUCUGAAAAACCACUAGGAGGCAUUCCAGGGAAGAAAUGUGGGACCAUUAUUGUGAAAGCUGAGGAGCUGAACAACUGCAGGGAAUCGGUGAUGAUGCAGUUCUGUGGAAAUAAAUUGGACAAGAAAGAUUUCUUUGGAAAGUCUGACCCUUUCAUGGUCUUCUACAGAAGCAAUGAGGAUGGCACGUUUACCAUUUGCCACAAGACAGAGGUGAUUAAAAACACUCUGAACCCAGUUUGGCAGGCGUUUAAGAUUCCUGUUCGAGCUCUGUGCAAUGGAGAUUAUGACAGAACAAUCAAGGUUGAAGUCUAUGACUGGGACAGAGAUGGCAGUCAUGAUUUUAUCGGAGAGUUCAGCACCAGCUACAGAGAGCUGUCCAGAGGGCAGAGCCAGUUUAACGUGUAUGAGGUGGUAAAUCCAAAGAAGAAAGGGAAGAAGAAAAAAUAUCUCAACUCUGGAACGGUCACUCUGCUGUCAUUCCUGGUGGACAUUGAAGUCACCUUCCUGGACUACAUCAAAGGAGGGACUCAGAUUAACUUCACCGUGGCCAUCGAUUUCACAGCUUCCAACGGUAACCCUGCCCAGCCCACCUCCCUCCACUACAUGAGCCCCUACCAGCUGAAUGCCUAUGCUAUGGCCCUGAAGGCAGUGGGAGAGAUCAUCCAGGACUAUGACAGUGAUAAGAUGUUUCCUGCACUGGGGUUUGGAGCCAAGCUGCCUCCUGAUGGGAGGAUCUCUCAUGAGUUCGCCUUGAACGGGAACCCUCAGAACCCUUACUGUGCAGGUAUUGAAGGUGUGAUGGAAGCUUAUUACCAGAGUCUGAAGUCAGUCCAGCUCUAUGGACCCACAAACUUCUCCCCGGUCAUCAACCACGUGGCCAGGUAUGCAGCGUCAGUGAAGGAUGGCUCCCAGUAUUUCGUGCUUCUUAUCAUCACUGAUGGAGUCAUCUCAGACAUGGCCCAGGCCAAGGAGUCGAUCGUCAACGCCUCCUGUCUGCCCAUGUCCAUCAUCAUCGUAGGGGUGGGGCCUGCAGAGUUUGAUGCUAUGGUGGAGCUGGAUGGUGAUGAGGUCAGAAUCUCCUCCAGAGGAAGAUAUGCAGAGAGGGAUAUUGUUCAGUUUGUCCCAUUCAGGGACUACAUCGACCGGACAGGGAACCACAUCCUAAGCAUGGCACGGCUCGCCAAAGACGUCCUGGCAGAGAUUCCCGACCAGUUCCUUUCCUACAUGAAGACGCGCGGGAUCAAGCCAGCACCAGCGCCGCCUCCCUACACGCCACCGGGACAACCCCUCCAAACCCAGAUAUGAGGAGCCGCAGCUUUAAGGGGUUAAAUGAACUCGAACUGCAAAAUACUUCCAUCUCCUAAGAGCUGCUCUACAUGCCUUGUGAUGGUGGAGAAGGGUGGUGUUUGUGUGUGGAGAGGGCUGAAUGUCAGACCAUGAGAGCAUCAGACAGGACAGAAAAAGCCAAUGAGAGUCUGUUUACUUCCACUGUCCAGCAUUCCUGUCUCUGUCUGGAUUUUUCCUUUCUAGCCUUGGAAACAUAUUCAGGCUAUGAAGAAUGGUGAAGGUCUGAUUUUGAGUACGGAGGAAAGAAAUGGCUGCUGGGAAAAACUGUAAGAGAAUGUCUGCAGAUGGAAAAAGGAAUAUCUUGACCUUAAAUAAUGGCUUAAUUUUUUCUGUAUAUAAGUGAAACCUUUUAAUCUCUCUCAAACUCACCAAUGUUUACAGUAAUGAUAAGAAGGAUUUUUGCUGUUUCUACUUUUAUAUCCACAUAAUCAAAGGCUUGUCCUGACAGUAGCAGUGCAGGUCCUGGUAGCCCUUCUGUACUGUACUGUGCCGUACCGUACCGUACUGUACCGUACUAUAUUCCAGUGUUUGUAAUUACCUUUUGCAUGAGUGUAGCCUCAGUCAUGUGCAUGCAAAUAGCGGCCCUGCACUACCUCUUCUACUCAUCAGUGUGUGUGUGUGUGUGUGAGUGUCACUUCCUGUCUGAAGUUCCCUCAGGUCUGAGGAGUCCGUCUCUGUCUCCCUGCCAUGGCUUUCCUGCCUCUCUCUCUCUCUUUGCCUUCUUUAACGCCGUUGUUGCUUUAACUCUUUGUGUUCUCCAUCAACAGUCGGAGGAAAGACUCUUAUAUAGAAUGUGGAGCGGAUGAUUUUUCCUGAGUUCAAAUUUCCUCUAUAAAAAGUUUGAAAUAAGUAUUUAUCAUUAUCAUCUUCACUCCAAGAGCAGUGAAAUAUCCAAACACUUGUCUAGAGCUCUGAUCUUAUCCGCCUCAGCUAUUAUUUCAGUCUGCUGAUAAUCAUGCAUUUGCUUAGCAUUAGCAUGUUGGAAUACUAGCCAUAGCGUGUGGCUAAUGCAGUAGCAUUGCUGUCCCGACAGCUUCCUGGUGCUCUUAGUUCGGCUUUGUUGUGAUCCAAAGAAACUAUGAUGUGUAGCCUUCAACAUUUAAUUUCUGAUAUCCAUUAUUUCAUGUAUGAACGGGUGUUUAUUUUAUUGUGAAAGGCAGCAUAGCUUGUUUCCUGUUCUCUUCCUCACUUUUCCUUCAACCUGCCAUGGCAAAGUUAAACCUCGUCUCAUUCUGCUCUCAGCCCUGUAUAAAAAUGUUAGCAGCUGUUCAAACUAAAAACGGUUUGAGCCGAAGAGCCCAGUGGUCAAAAAUGCAGAAAAAAAAAACAUUUUUGCUACGUUGUUUUGUUGUUUCCAUUUCCUUUACUUUUGUAGAGUUUUGUUGCACCUUUAGCUUUGAUAAAGCCUGUUUUUUUUAUUUUUAAUGGAUAUUUUUAUGUGCCAGUCAUUAUUUGUGUGUUUGCCGUCUUAAUGAGAUCAGUUUUAACACUGAAUGAGUGAUUUUUGAAAUAUAUAGAAUGAGCGCUGUUAUUUAGAUUGGAAGUGAUGAGUGGAAGUAUUGAUUUUAAAUGAUCAUAGUUCAAAGUCUGGAUGCAGAAACAUUUAAAGGUUACAUAUUUUUCCCCUUUAAGACACGUUUAUACUGGUCUCAGAAGUCCCAAAAACACACCUGUGAAGUCUGCUGCUGAAAAAACACUCCAGUAUUGGAUUUCUGCAUGUCUAAAAACCCCUCUGUUUCAGCCCUGCUCAGAACCAGCUGUUUCUGUGUCUGUGGCUUUAAAUGUUGAUGAGAUGUCUGAC